CGUCUAUUGACAAGAUAUAUAAUAUUUUUUAUUAAAAUAUUGUAUUUACUUCAAAAUUUAUAGUACCAACAUGGACUGUUUAAGAAAUUGUCCAAAACUACCAUGGAUGAUAGAUUUUAACAGCAAUGAAGCAAAAGAUGUUUUAAAUAACCAGUAUGAAGCAGCGUUCUGUACAAGCAACAUCGAUUAUCUUACGAAACUCAACAUAAGAUCAAUUCCAGCAAGAUUCAAAUCAACUCAAAUUGUUUGCAGCAUCAAUCCGAAUAUAUCCCUGAAUACUAUUGAAGAAUUGCUAGCUGGAGGAAUGCGGGUAGCUGUGUUAGUAGCUCCAAAUCUUGAUAAAUUAAAGGAAGUACUAGUAAAAGUGCGAACAAUGGUUGAUAUCUUUAGUAGAAAAAUUAGACGCGUAGUUCCAUUGGGUAUUGGACUAGAAAUCAAAGGGCCUGAGAUAAGAAUCGGUUCAUUGAAAGGGAAUAAAAAACAAAUAUAUAUGGAAGAAGGGAAAGAGACUAAACUCACCACACAACCAGAUUUGGAAGAAUUUGUCAACGAAGAUAUGAUAUACGUAGACUAUGAUAACUUUCCCAAUGUUGUUCAGCCUGGGGACCAAGUUGUGUUGGAUAAUGGAUCUGUUACAUUGGUAGCUCUAGAUUGUGUAGAGAGCAUUAUUAGAUGUAUUGUAGAUAAAGCAGGGAUGCUUAUCAGUAACGCCUCAGUAACAGUACCGAAUGCCACGAUACCUUUGCCGGCGAUAUCGGCCAGUGACAAAGAACUAUUAAAAAUGGCUAUUGGAGAAUGUGUUGAGUACCUUUUUGUAUCCGGCAUUCAGAACAAACAAGGUGUUCUCGAUGUGAAAGAUAUUCUCGGGUCUCGUGGGAACGCCAUUCUUAUCGUAGUCAAAGUAGACACUGAAAUUGCCGUAGAAAAUAUCGACGAAAUAAUCAAAAUUGCAGAUGGAAUACUAAUCGAUGCCGAUCGACUUGUUAUUGAAUUGCCUAAGGAAAAAGUGUUUUUAAUCCAGAAAUCUAUAGCAGCAAAAUGCAAUUUGGCAGGAAAACCAAUAAUUAGCACAUCAUCCGUAGCGAACGCUACAGAAAUUUCAAAAUCAGAAGUAAUUGAUAUCACAAACUCAGUCCUUAGUGGUACCGAUGCCCUACUUCUACCACGAAAUACAAACAAUAAAGAUAUUAUUAAAUUUGUUAGUAUCAUUUGUAAAGAAGCAGAACCAGCAAUUCAUCAAAAGCAACUAUUUUCCGACCUAGUAAGUCAUUUUCCCGCUCCAAUGGAACCUAUAUACAGCCUUGGGAUUUCUGUUGUGGAGGCAGCUUCAAGUAGCAAUGCAGCCGCUAUCGUGUGUCUGACUUCUUCGGGUAGAACUGCAAGAAUUAUAUCCAGGUGCAGACCACGAUGUCCUAUUAUAGUUAUAACUCGAUAUCCUAGAGUAGCACGACAACUUUGUCUUUACAGAGGUGUUGAACCUUUAAUCUACCUCAGACCGUUCUGUGGCGAAUGGAACAGAGAUGUUGACAACAGGGUCCAGUUGGGAGUGACUUAUGGAAAGCUCAUGGGUUAUAUUAAAAUGGGAGAUGUCAUCGUAACGGUUACAUCUUCAAGGCCAGAAUGCGGAAUGGCAAAUUGCAUGAAAGUAAUAUAUGCUACUGAGUUCGAUAGUUUACCCCAUCAAACGCGAAAGCAAAGUCAACAAAGUAAAUAAAUAUUUGAAGUACC
Diabrotica balteata is the source of this 1728-nucleotide messenger RNA. The record is from the annotation of a GenBank genome assembly. Lineage: Eukaryota; Metazoa; Arthropoda; Insecta; Coleoptera; Chrysomelidae.